Pyricularia oryzae 70-15 is the source of this 195-nucleotide messenger RNA. RefSeq lists its product as uncharacterized. The transcript is spliced from 2 exons. The coding region runs from base 1 to 195 and encodes 64 amino acids. Lineage: Eukaryota; Fungi; Ascomycota; Sordariomycetes; Magnaporthales; Pyriculariaceae. The record is from RefSeq and is a predicted model, not a curated record.
AUGGGCAGAUAUAGUCAGCAGCGAAUAGGUUCGUUCGGUCUUGGCACACGCGGUCCGAAUUGGGCAGGUUUCCCCCAAAAGUCGGCCAAGUCAGCCCAAGGGAGCAAGCCCCAGCAAGACUUCCAGCGGACCGCCGCCCGCCUUUUCAACCAUCUCCACCUCCUUGCAUCGGCCGCGCGCGUCGCAAACGCCUAA